CCUUCCGCCCAGGCGGCCCACCCGGCCCGCACCGCACGCACCAUGCGCCCUGGGCGCCUUUAGGCUCGGGUUCGCGCCCCACGCCGCCUUGGGUGCCAUGGCUGUCCCCGGGUCUCGGGCCUGCAGCUGGGCGGCAGUGGCCAAAGCGGUUUGUGAGCGCCGCCUCGCGGAGGGCGCGGGAGGGUCCCCGAGUCCUGAGCCGGCCAGCCUGCGCGCCGCGCUUUACGUGCACUGGCCUUACUGUGAGAAGCGCUGCAGUUACUGCAACUUCAACAAGUACAUCCCCCGCGGCCUGCAGGAGGCUGCCAUGCGGAGCUGCCUGGUAACCGAGGCUCAGACGCUGCUGCGGCUAAGCGGGGUGCACCGGGUGGAGUCUGUGUUUUUUGGCGGGGGGACCCCCAGCCUGGCUAGUCCCCACACAGUGGCUGCUGUCCUGGAGGCCGUGUCACAGGCUACCCACCUGCCUGCAGACUCUGAAGUCACAUUGGAGGCUAAUCCCACUUCAGCCCCAGGCUCCAAGCUGGCAGCGUUCGGGGCAGCUGGGGUCAACAGGUUAUCCAUCGGCCUUCAGUCCCUGGACGACCAUGAGCUCCAGCUGCUGGGGCGGACGCACUCGGCCCGCGAUGCUCUGCGGACGCUGGCGGAGGCCCGGCGACUCUUCCCAGGGCGCGUGUCUGUGGACCUGAUGCUGGGGCUGCCCGCUCAGCAGGUGGGGCCAUGGGUCCGGCAGCUGCGGGAACUGCUGCACCACUGUGAUGACCACCUCUCCCUAUACCAGCUGACCCUGGAGCGGGGCACCGCGCUGUUCACCCAGGUGCAGCAGGGCACCCUUCCUGCGCCUGACCCAGAGCUCGCUGCGGAGAUGUACCAGCAGGGCCGGGCAAUGCUUCGGGAGGCUGGCUUCCGCCAGUAUGAGGUCUCCAACUUUGCCCGGAAUGGGGCGCUCAGCACCCACAAUUGGACUUACUGGCAGUGCGGUCAGUACCUUGGCAUUGGGCCUGGGGCCCAUGGGCGAUUUAUACCCCAGGGGGCCGGGGGCCACUCCCGGGAAGCUCGGAUCCAGACACUGGAGCCUGACAACUGGAUGAAGGAGGUGAUGCUGUUUGGUCAUGGCACCCGGAGGCGUGUCCCCCUGAGCAAGCUGGAACUGCUGGAGGAAGUCUUGGCCAUGGGGCUACGCACCGAUGUGGGGGUCACUCACCAGCACUGGCAGCAGUUCGAGCCCCAACUGACCCUGUGGGACGUGUUUGGAGCAAGCAAGGAGGUGAAGGAGCUGCUGGAUCAGGGCCUGUUGCUGCUGGAUCACAGGGGUCUUCGGUGUUCCUGGAAUGGUCUUGCUGUGCUGGACUCUCUAUUGUUGACCCUCCUGCCUCAACUCCAAGAGGCCUGGCAUCAGACAUCCCCCUCCCCUGUGCCAGAAGGAUGAUGACCAGAUGGUCCUGUAUCCCAGGGCAAUGCCAGCUGGGCUUUGGAGGGCUGGCCCAGCACUGCAGACACCUCUUCUGACAGGUGCCAUCUCUGCUUCCAAGUGGCGCUGUCUGUCCCUAGCUUCCUCAGGGGAAUGGCCAGCGUGAGAGUGACAGGAGGACGUUUCCGGUCUGGGAACCAGCAUCCCCUGCAGCAUGUCAGGCCCACAGACCAGCAUGUCCCCUGCUAGGCACUGCUCAUCCCCUCUGCCGGCUUCUGUUUGCCUUUUGGUUACCAAAUCAGGAACAGUGUUUGGGACUCUUUUGAUGGGAAUGACCUCUCAAGAAAACCUCUUCAUGCUGAUCUGAAGUCCUGAGACAGCUGUAUGAGUUGGGAAAACCAAAUCCCCUCUAGGUACUUCAAGCAGGAUGGGAUUUAAUACAGGAGCGAGGCAUUUACAAAAUCACAGAGAGGGUGAGCCAUGAGUGUCAGAGGAAGCCUCCGCCCACUGUCUAGAAGUCAGAAAGUCGCGAGGGCAUGGGACGCCUCUGCCGACGGUCUCAGCUGCUGGCAGCACAGACGCAGAUGGUUGACAGGAAAACGCCCUGGCCAUGCUGCAAAACGCAGUGCUCACUGCCUGCCGCAGGCCCCAGCUGUGCCCUGCACUGCUGGAGAAGGGGCAGUGGCUUCUGCAGGUGCCUCUCAUUAGGGGACUUUAAAGCACAUCCUAGCUGGCAGGAGGUUCUGGAAGAUCGUCUCAGGCUUCUAGCCCCUGCAGGUACAGGAGAACAUGAAAGGCCUGACGUCUCUCUCUAGCACGGCCGCCUGCUGGACCCCGAGAACGGGGAAGAUCAGAGAAGUCUUGCCCCUGCUGUUCUGGCUACCUGUCAGGAUACAUUUGGGGUGGCAGGAGCCACACAUGCUCCUGAGGGGCCACGCCCCCCCCCCUUCUCCCUGUAUCCUUUCCAUUGAGAGAGGGAAGGUGGGCAGGGAAAGGAGAGGGGAGAACUCAGGAAAGACCCAGAGCACUCGACAUCCUCCAUUGUCCUUGUACCUGCAGACAUCGCCACAUGGUGCUACUUCAAUAGCCUGGCGCCCCGUCUGGAGGCUGUCUUCACUCUGGUCCGCUUCUUUGUCCCAGCUCCUUCCCAGAGUGGAAUCCUGAUCUGGGGACUGGAAGCUUAGCCUAGGGCUAUGGUUCCUUCCCCCCACGCCCUGCAUUUUAUUUGGAAAGAUUUCAAACCUUGAAAGUUGAAGGGAACAGUUUGAUGGAAGCCCUACAUCACUCAUCUGCAGUGUGUGUAACGUCCAGAAAUGGGCAGAUAGUCAUCAAGCACUCCUUCAGCUUAUAAAAAUUCCAGCAGCCAAGGGCCAGUCCUGUAGCACAGCCAUCAAGUGAAAGAUGAAGAAAGCCGGGUCCCACACAGACCACCUGGUUUGAAUCCCAGCCCCAGAGGCUUGAGAAACACAGAAGGGCGUGGCCAGGAUCAUGAUGGGGUGGAGGGAUGGAGGCAGGAGGAUGGCUGUGUGACCAUGCCCCAUGGGGCGCUUUCUCUCGUUUGCUCGCGCUCUGACACAUGCACGUGCCCUCUGACAAUUAAAGAAAGACUUAAAGUCUUAAAAUA
Molecule: messenger RNA, 3032 nt
Organism: Tupaia belangeri chinensis (Chinese tree shrew)
Lineage: Eukaryota; Metazoa; Chordata; Mammalia; Scandentia; Tupaiidae
Gene: RSAD1
Product: radical S-adenosyl methionine domain containing 1
Exons: 9
Coding region: 98-1426 (442 amino acids)
Biological process (GO): porphyrin-containing compound biosynthetic process
Cellular component (GO): cytoplasm; mitochondrion
Molecular function (GO): coproporphyrinogen oxidase activity; 4 iron, 4 sulfur cluster binding
Source: RefSeq, a predicted model, not a curated record